GUUUUGUGUUGUGCGUAGUUGUGGUUCAGUUUCUGAUGGCUUGAUUAAUUUGAUUAAUAUUUUAUUUUUCUAUUCCGAUUACAUAUUUUGGUUCGAGCUUGACCAGAAAUGGCUUUGCUACCACCUGACCCGGUUUAUACUCUCAGAAAUGUCGACAAUUCGCCAGUAUAUUGUUUGGCAUUUAGCUUUUUACCAGGGGGACUCGAGAGGUUACUAGCCGGGUCGAAAAAUGGAUAUGUUUAUGCAUACAACCUUCAGACACACCGGGUCCAGCAAAAAAUCAAAGUUGGUCAAGCUCCCAUUCUUCAUCUCAUUCAUACGAACAACCAACUGAUCACCCAAGAAAAAGGUGGAAUUUACAAAAUUUUUGCUCUUACUAAUAGUGGCUACAAAGAACAACAUACCAUAGAUAAUGACUAUCCUGGAUUUUGUCGUUUUGAUGCCAACACAAAACUCGAAAUGCUCUUUGUACCUGAUAGGGAAUCCAAAAUACACAUUUACAAUUUUUCUGGUGAAAAAAUAAAUAGUUUGGUGCCAGAAAAUGAUUCUCCUAAACUCGGUGAUCCAAUGUGUUUAAAGCAUAUUGAAUUUCCAAAUGACCGGCCCCUUCUUCUGGUGGGCUAUGAAGCAGGAUGGCUCCUGCUAUGGGAUCUCAACACUAGUCAAUGCAUCAGCAAAUUGCAAACUAAAGAAUGUCCAAUGUCAGUGGAUUUCCAUCUCGAGCAACAAAGAGGCAUGAUCGGCAAUGUGUCAGAUGUGAUACAAAUAUUUAGCAUAGGAAGGAAAGACUUGAGCUUGGCCCAUAAAUUGGAUGUAAAUAUCAAAAACCCUGGAAUAAAUAAAGUUUGUACAAGGAGUGAUGGUAGAGUUUUUGCAUCUGGUGGCUGGGAUGGACACAUCCGUAUUUUCUCGUGGUUCUCUUUGAGGCAAUUGGUAGUACUUACUGAACACAGACAAGCUGUGCAAGAUGUUGUGUAUUCCUCUCAAAAAGUUUCAUUUUGGAAUGCAAACAUCAUGGCAGCUGGGGGCCUUGAUGGAGCAAUAACUCUCUGGGAUUUAUACAACACUAAAAAGUAAUUUUUCAUUAUUUUCAAACAGUUCUCAAGGAAAUCAUGACAUUACCAUCUAUAUUUCUUAGCUUCCAAGUUAUAUGUGAAGUUAAUUUAUAUUAUUCAUUCCAAAAAUUGAAUGAAUGUAAACUUUUGUAAUGAUCAUCAAAUAAUUUGAAUACAAAUAAUUUUAUUUUGCAUUUACUUUAAUUCCAUUGUUAAAAACAUUGCUACAAAUCUAUGAAUAUUUGAUGUUUUCUAUCAUCAAAUAUUCUAUUAUUUGGAAAAUAAAAAGACUAGUUUUCCUUAAUAAAAUGUUCAGUAUAAUUUUAAAAUGAAUCAUUAUUGCCUUCAAUAGUUAUAAUAAUUAAAUAUGAAAUGCUUUAAUAAUUGUCUUGUUACAAUAAUGGUGCAUAUAAGAAAGCCAAUUAGAUCUCUAUUGUACAAAUAAAAUGGAAAAUAAUCUUAAAAUGUGGCCAAGUUGUUAGAUGCUAAGAGAAUUUGUUAAAUGAUAUAGAAAUGACUAUUAUGUUAAUAAUUUAUAGCAAUGUUUUCAGAGACAUUAAAGCCUAUGAAAUAAUUU
Nymphalis io (European peacock) is the source of this 1632-nucleotide messenger RNA. RefSeq names its product guanine nucleotide-binding protein subunit beta-like protein 1. The coding region runs from base 109 to 1077 and encodes 322 amino acids. The transcript has 2 exons. The record is from RefSeq and is a predicted model, not a curated record. Lineage: Eukaryota; Metazoa; Arthropoda; Insecta; Lepidoptera; Nymphalidae. Gene Ontology annotation, molecular function: protein binding.